This is a messenger RNA of Trifolium pratense (red clover), 1013 nucleotides long. RefSeq lists its product as uncharacterized. The transcript has a single exon. NCBI's taxonomy places the organism in Eukaryota, Viridiplantae, Streptophyta, Magnoliopsida, Fabales, Fabaceae. Bases 123 to 680 code for a protein of 185 amino acids. The record is from RefSeq and is a predicted model, not a curated record.
CAGGUCAUUUUGGUAAAAUACAUCAAAAAGAAAAAAGUUAAGUUCUUACUUAAUAUAAAUAGAAGGGUAGGUGUUAUAUAUCUCAAUAUCAAGAUCAUAAUAAUAUUCAAAAAUAAGAAGUCAUGAGCAAGUACAUUAUUAUUUUAAAAAGAAGUAUGCAGUUAAUUUUCUCGGUUUCUAUAUUUGGUUUGUUUGUGUUCUACUCUUGUGGAUUUUGCUAUGUAUACCCCCUUGAUCAGUCAAUAUUGAAUGAUUACUUCUCAACAACGUGGCUUCUCUCCAUGCUUGAAAGGAAAUACAUGUUUCUCAUAUGUAAUAUUCUCAUUGUUUUUCUAGCCAAAACCUCUUCCACUUCUUCCCUUGAUCACUCAGAGUACUCUCAAUAUUCUAAACCUUCCAUUAGUGCUAAGGAUCAUCAUGAACUUGUGGUUGAUAUUGAUCAAGAAGAACAUGAUGAAGAAUUAGUAGUAAAUGUGAUGAAAAAGAAAGAAGAAUUUUAUGGAAGAUCAUCAGAGAAUGAAUUUGCUCCAAUUGAAGAAGAAAAAGAGGUGGAGGAUGAUGAUAUUGAUGAGAUAUUUACAGAUCUAGAGGAACUCAACAGAAAGUUUGAUGAGUUUAUAAGGAAAAUGAAAGAGGAGAUUAGGAUUCAACCCCAAACACUACACCCAAUUGGAGUGUAGCUAUAUCUAAUAAUUUUUUUGCGAUUUUCACAUGCUCAUUGAACCGUCUAAUUUAGUUCAGGAUCAGUUCUAACAUUAAGUGGUUUCAGCUUCCUCCCGAUUGCAGUUGAAGGGGAUCGAAUAUCUAAGUAAUUAAGUGUACAUACUACAUACAAAUAGUAUAAAUUUUUAUUUCAUCGUGAAUGAUAAUCAUAUGAUAAUCAAAUAAAAAUAUAUAGCAGCUAGCUAGCUAAAAUAAUUAAUAUAUCAAGUGCUAUAUAGCUCGAUCGAGUAUUACUCUUAAAAUUAUACAUUAUUUAUUUAUAAGCCACAUAUAGUAGUAGUUUUUUCUUU